AUGUAUAACCGGUCUCAAAGCGGAUGUUGUGUGGUAGUGAGGGAGGAAGCGUAAUCUUUGAAAUGGAUGUUAGUGCUGUGAACGUGUUACUCGAUUUUACGAAUGUUAUGCCGACGAACUAUUAGUUAAUAAAUAAUUGUAUGUUUAACAACAAGAACGUCUCUACUUAGCAGAAUCUAGAGCAGCUGUUAUUGUUUUUAUGAACGAUGGAAAUUAUCUUCUACUGUGCUGUGCUUUUCCCCAACCAUCGUGAGCUUGUGUUUACAUUUUCAUCCGCAGUUCCGCCAUCUUUUACCACUCCGAAUAUUUAUAGUUGGCUUAAAUUUGCAAAAAAAAAAAAAAAAAAAAAAAAAAAAAAAAAAAAAGUGACCGAGUUGCAAUCUAUUGAUUUCAUGUGCACAUCGAAAUAACUUUACUGCUACUGUGUUUUGGAUAUAACAUCAUCUGCUCGUGAGAAUACAUGCUGCAAAACAUAGUAGUAAUGGAUAUUUUCUACUUGCCUUGUGACCUUUUUGUAAUUUGAGAUGCUAACUAUGCAUUGGAUUUUUUAUUGCAGCCUCAGUGUAAUGACGAAGAAAAUAUCAGCUUAUAUGCAUUAUCAGGCUUCGUACUCACCUGACUUGGCUCCGUGUGAUUUUUGGCUGAAAAUGCUGAUAAAGGGACCCGAUUUGAGUUAGCAGAAGAUAUGCGGAAUGUGAUGGAACAAUUGCUCACCAUUUCAAAAACUGCAUUCCAGAGGUGUUUCCAACAAUAGCAGGAGCACUGGGAGAAGUGUAUCCAUUACUAGGGAGACUACUUUGAAGAGACUACAUCAUAUGCUGGUCUCAUAGCAUCGUUCAGAAACAGAACGCUCUCUAAAUCCCAGAAUGUUCUUUGUGAUGGCAAAAGAAAUGACGUUCUGGAUAGUGCUGCCAUCUGUUGGAGAAAGGGGAACAAUUCCCCACAUAUUUGAACCAGGUGACUUUCAUUAUAAAGGAAAAACGAAAAUGCAAGCACAGGGCUGGCAAGGAAGGCAUCGAAGGCGAGUAAUUCUAAAUACUAGUGAAGAUUCAAGUAAAAGUCCACAAGGAAAAACGAAAAUGCGAGCACAGGGCUGGCAAGGAAGGCAUCGAAGGCGAGUAAUUCUAAAUACUAGUGAAGAUUCAAGUAAAAGUCCACAAGGAAAAACGAAAAUGCGAGCACAGGGCUGGCAAGGAAGGCAUCGAAGGCGAGUAAUUCUAAAUACUAGUGAAGAUUCAAGUAAAAGUCCACAAGUAGAAGAUGCAGUGAAUCCUGUGAAAACAGUUCGUUGUAAACCAGCAAAGAUGCGGCCAUAUUCAGAAGAAAGAGAGUCAAGAUUUAGAGAUCAGCGUUCACGUGCACGUACAUCAUCUUAUCCCAGUGUAUUCAGUUGUUCGGCUACUAAAUCAGUAGAGUACCAAACUGAUAAUAGCGAUGAAGAGAGUACUAAAGAAUUCGCGCUGAAUCGAAAAUCUCGCUAUGAUAUGUGGAUGGAUGGUCAGAAUUUAAUGCCUGAUGUAGAAAACAAGGAUUUUGGAGAAGUAGAAAAUUCAAUGAACCCUGUGAAAACAGUUCACUGUAAACCAGCAAACAGGCGGCUGUAUGCAGAUGAAGAGGACGCAAGAUUAAGAGAUCAGCGUUUACAUGGACAUAAAUUAUCUUAUCCCAGUGUAUUCAGUCGUUUGGGUACUAAAUUCACCGAAGAUGAAGAGUGCCAAAUUGAUAUUAGUGAUGAAGAGAGUGCUGAUGAAUUCACGCUGAAUCAAAGGUUUCUCUGCGAAAGGUGGAUCAGUGCUCAGAAUUUUAUGCCUGAUGUAAAAAAGAGAUCUGGAGAAGUAGAAGAUUCAGUGAUUCCUGUGAAAAGAGUUCCCUGCAAACAAAGCGAAGAUGCAGCUGUAUGCAGAUGAAGAAGAGUUGAAAGUAAAACAUCAGCGUUUACAUGGACAUAAUCAUCUUAUCCCAGUGUAUUCAGUCGUUUGGGGACUAAACGUACUGAAGUAGUAAAGUGCCGAACUGAUAAUACUAAUGAAGAGAGUACUGAAGAAUUCACGCUGAAUCGAAGGUCUCGCUACGGCAUGGUGGAUGGGUACUCAGAAUUUAAUGCCUGAUGAAGAAAACAAGGCUUCUGAAGAAGUAGAAGAUUCUAUGAAUCGUAUGAAAACAGUUCGCCGUAAACUAGCAAUGAUGCAGAUAAAUACAGAUGAAGAGAAAUCACAGAAAAGGUAUCAGCGUUCAGAUGCCAUUAGAUCAACAAGUCCUAGUGUCCACAGACGUACGGAAGUAAUGGAGUGCCAGAAUAGUAGCAGUGAUGCAGAUGUUAACAAAUGUGGCUUUAAUUAGAAAAGUAUCAUCAAAUUUUGAUACCUGUAUUGAUAAUGUCGAAUCAACGGCUGCUCCUGAAGAUCUGCAUUCAAGAAUCAAAUGAAUGCAAAGGAAUUCUGAAUCACCAGUUCAUGAAGAUGAUUUUUAAAGCAUUUCAGCAUUCUGUGAUUCUUGAUAAUGUGGUAUUAGAAACUACUCAUCUGAAUUUUAUUUUGUUAACAAAAUAAUUUUAAGUGCCACUUUAUGGAAAUACUUGAAUGUAAUAAAACUUUUCCUAAUCUGUA
Messenger RNA from Stegodyphus dumicola, 2606 nucleotides. RefSeq lists its product as uncharacterized. The record is from RefSeq and is a predicted model, not a curated record. NCBI's taxonomy places the organism in Eukaryota, Metazoa, Arthropoda, Arachnida, Araneae, Eresidae.